Molecule: messenger RNA, 2277 nt
Organism: Electrophorus electricus (electric eel)
Lineage: Eukaryota; Metazoa; Chordata; Actinopteri; Gymnotiformes; Gymnotidae
Source: RefSeq, a predicted model, not a curated record
UGUAUUAUUUUUGCACUAUUUAUUUCAGGAGGAGGUUGUUUAUGGUCGUUAUUCUGUUAAAUUCAGGUCAGGUAUGUGAAGACGUCCUCCGUCUCUGUGAAACCAACAGAGGUCAAGACAGGCAAAGACGCGAAUAUCCAGAUGUUUUCACUUCCUGGUCGGGGGGACCGGAAUAACCAGAAUAGCCGGAAACCACUCAGCAUACAUUCCCACUUGAACGUUUCGUUUCAGGCAGCGACAAGCGUCGGAAUUUCACCGGUCAUCAGACUUUAAACCGAAGUACACGGUACCUUCAAGGACGAGGCAGUACAGUCUCUCUCUCUCUCUCUCUCUCUCUCUCUCUCUCUCUCUCUGUCUCCCCCGCUCUUUGCUGAUUUCUGGAACGUUCCACCAUUCUUGUGGCUGGGGAGGGCCUGGUUUCCGACUGCUUUUCCAGCGCAGACAGCAGAGUCUUGGAGAGGACAGUGGACUCAAUGAGGGAGCCAGAGAGGGAGGAGCAGCCUGACGCCAGCAUGCCUCCCAAGUUCAAGCGGCACCUGAAUGACGACGAGGUCACUGGUUCCGUGCGCAGCGAGAGGAGGAAUCUUCUGGAGGAAGACUCUGAUGAAGAGGAAGACUUCUUCUUAAGAGGACCGACUGGGGCCAGAUUUGGUCCACAGAAUGACAAAGUUAGACAGGUGCAGUCUCAGGUUGAUGAGGUCAUCGAUGUGAUGCAAGAGAACAUCUCGAAGGUGAUUGAACGUGGAGAGCGUCUGGAUGACCUGCAGGACAAAUCUGAGAGCUUGUCGGACAACGCGUCCGCGUUUAGCAGUCGUGCCAAGCAGCUUCACAGGAGGAUGUGGUGGAGAGACAUGAAGUUGAAGAUGAUCGUGGCACUGGUGGUCGUCAUACUGCUGCUCAUUAUCAUUAUCCCAGUGAUACUGCGGUAUCGCUAGUCUCUAGCGGGGAGGUUGGAGGUUCAGCAUGUUCUUCCUCCCUCCUCCCUCCCUCCUCCUCCUCCUCUCUGUCAUUCCUCCACACCAGAAGAGGGCGCUGCAGGCCCACUGUAUGAACCUGCUCAAGCUUCAGGGUACCAUCAUCACACAGGGGCAGUGAAACGUGUGUGCGUGCGUGUUUGUGCAAAUGUUACGUUUACUCAUCCUGCACAGCGCCAGCGGCCCAUGUGAAGCAGUUACCAUGGCGAUUGGUGAGAUGAGUCCUGUUGCGCAGUGUUUUGUUUUCGUACUGCUCACAUGCACAUACUCUAGCUACACGGUAGCCUCUUCAUGCAGUCUUUGUACAUUGUAUAUACACUUAUUAUGAUAACUACAUGUUUGUUUGUUUUUUAUUUAAGAUGGGUCAAAUCUAGAACCAGUCUUUAAUCAGGUUUUGGUAUAUUCCUCUCCGUGUGACUAACCAGAGUUCAAACCGUCCUACUGAUGAGCAAAAGAGUGCCAGCACCUGGUCUACUCUGGUGUGGUCCCACAGUUCAGUAUAAUCGCUAAGUGAACUUUGUGAGGGUACAGGCCACCAUGCAGGAUAUGAUUUAACUCUACUGUGGCUGUGAUCUCAUCCUCAUUUGGCCUCAUUUCAUUAGAUUGUGAAACAAGAUAUUAGUCUUUCAGGUUCCUAUAUAGGAAAAAGUUUUAAAUGUUUGCUGCUAUUACCAUUUUCUCUGAAAAGGAAGUGCUUUUCGUUUACUUAUGUACAAACUUAAACUAUCAUGGUUAACUGUGCUGAGUUGUACUCUUUUGGAUUUAAUAGUUCAUUAAAGCCUUUUCUUUUAAAGAUUCUUUUUUUCGAAACAGUUCUUAUGAAGUGUGGUAAUUUUGCGAGCUCACUUUGUGACUCAGUGUUUUUAUUACCCAGGUUCAGGUGUAGGGCCUUUGAAACGUGAAUACUCUGAAUGGGUUUUACUGUUGCAGCACGAACUGAGGGGGAACUGUGGAAGCAGUAUUGAUGGAAGUGCCAGCUUGGCGUUUGCACAUAGUAAAGCAUUUUAUUAUGGCUUAUUUUUGUCUUUUAAGAAAAAAAUAAUUGUUGAACAGGUAGUCAGAUUUGUUUGGCCUCGGGAGAGAGUAAAUUUAAGUUGUUUAUGGUUUGAUCCAUUAUGAACAAGAAUGCCAACAUCGCCAGAUCUGUAAAUUUGUAUCAUGUUGUAUUGCUUUACUGAUAUUACCAUUAUUUUGUAUUUAAUCUAUAUGUAAAUAUCCACUCCUCAAAGAAGGUAACAAUGGAAUUGCAUUGGCAGACUGUGAAAUACUUUUGCGUUUUGAAAUAAAGUGAUUUUAAAGCAAA